Talaromyces atroroseus is the source of this 1512-nucleotide messenger RNA. RefSeq lists its product as hypothetical. The record is from RefSeq and is a predicted model, not a curated record. The transcript has 5 exons. Lineage: Eukaryota; Fungi; Ascomycota; Eurotiomycetes; Eurotiales; Trichocomaceae. Bases 1 to 1512 code for a protein of 503 amino acids.
AUGGCGCAAAUAUUUCCUCCCCCGCCCUCCCAGGGUCAUCAUUUUCCUCCACCCUCAAGAUCUGCAACUCUUCCUAUUCUCCCAUCAGCCUCAUCCGGAUUCCCUCCUCCACCUCAACCUUCCUCUCCUGGCUUUCCCCCUCCACCGCUGGCUUCUCCUGGUUUUGCUCCUGCACCAUUAGCUUCACAAGACUUCCCUCCUCCAAAUCAUACCUACCCUCCUCCUCCAAAUCAACAAAGUCAAUUCCCGCCGCCCCCGAGUAGUCGCCCUUCUACAACAAGUCCAACCCCGGCUAAUGGCGAUGGUACCGAUACAAAUCAAGCGUCAUCCCUGAAUAGUCGUCCGUCUACAACAAGCCCACCCCCACCUCCUACUAACGGCGACGGAACCAAUGUCUACCAAGCACCAGUCCCGAGCAGUCUUCCUUUUACAUUCAGUCCACCUCCUACUAGUGGCAGCGGCGGCGAGGCCUCUCAAACGCCGGCCUCAAAUAGACGCCCUUCCACUAUCAGUCCUCCGCCUACAUUCAGUCCGCCUCCUGCUAAUGCUGGUAGUGGUACCGAGGUCUAUCAAGCGCCAGUGCCAAGCAGGGAUGUUUCUACAACAAGUCAGCAGCCAUUUGCUUUUGGUCCUCCGCCUACAUUCAGUCCGCCACCUCCAUUUGAAAUCAAUGCUGGUAGCGCCGCUGCCCACCAAGCGGCUAUGGCGGCGGCAGCACAGGAACAGAAGCUGCCAUUGUCGCCUCCGCCCACAGCCCAAUUCGGGGUGAAGAGGUUGACUAAUGGUGCUCCGGCUCCCGGCCAAUUUAAAGGCGCACAUGCCACGAAUGCAGAUGACGUUGGGACGUUUAACGGUGGAAGUUACAGAAUCAGUCAUCGGACUGUCAAUUCGGUGCUCACAAUUCAGUUGGCAAUUGGGGCGCCAGUACUUGCCAGACCUGGUGCUAUGAUCUCGAUGUCUACUAGCAUGUCACUCAAAGGAACAUUCAGGUUCUCAUUGAAAAAAUGGCUAUUCGGGGCUGAAAUGGCCUACUCGACAUUCACUGGGCCCGGGGAGCUCUUACUUGCGCCACCCAUGCUAGGUGAUAUAACAGUCUUGCGGCUGAAAGAUGAUACGGAUACCUGGAAAAUUGGCCGUGAUGCAUAUCUUGCUUGCACAAUGUCUGUCAAGAAGACUUAUGGCGGCCAGGGUCUUUCCAAGGCUGUCUUAUCUGGUGAGGGCUUGAUCAUCGCCACCAUGACAGGCCCUGGAUUAGUAUGGGUACAGAGCUUUGGUGCUAUAAUAAAAAAAGAUCUUGUUGAAGGCGAAAGCUACUAUGUCGAUAAUGGGUAUCUGGUUGCGUGGAAUUGCAAAUAUGAGAUGGAACGUGUUGCUUCUGGUGGUAUCAUUUCGGCACUCAGCGCUGGUGAAGGGGUGGCCUGCCGAUUCAACGGUCCAGGGACUGUCUACAUGCAGACGAGGAACGUGAAAGCUUUCAAUGCACACUUGGGUGUAAGUAGUGCAAGAGGAUAA